GCCGCGACUACAACUGUUUUGGCGGGCUCUUAGUAUUUUUCCUAAACGUAGCUAGUAUAUGUGCGUUGUCAGGAUCGGCCGAAGGCUUCUCCUUUGUGACUUGCUAUCCACACGUUAAUUACUUGUAGCAGUAGUGAGGAACACAUGGAAGUCUUCAUGGAUCAUUCCAACCGCUCGUCAAACUCUGUUAACCAUCAAACAAAGAAAGAACGCAGUGUGCAUGGGAAACCGGAGGCAAGUUUGUUGUACUUUCCAUUUGACUAUACUUAUAGUGGCAGAAAAGUGCAAUCAGAACUUGUGGGUACUGGUCAGAGCAGUUAAGCUCCAAAGGCAAGAUAUACUUUUACAACUGCAUGACUGAAGUUUCUCAAUGGCAAAAGCCUCCUGAGUGGGAUUUACCUGAAAUGAACAGGAGAGACCUACUUAAGUUGCUCAGUGAGCGUAAACACACUGAAGAAAACAAUCUGAAAAGAUCACAUAGUAUCUCCGAAAGUGAACCUGGUACAAUUAAAGAUGAGCGCCCACAUCUAUCUAAUGAAUUAAAACGCACAAAGUAUUCGGUUAAUGCGGAGAUUCGGCGUCCAGGUUCAUCACAUCUUGGCACUAAUAUAUCCAACCAUACCGCUGAUGUAGGUCAUACCACAGGAAUUUCCCACAAUGACGGAAAAAACCAUGUUAGCCGUCCUGUGGCUCAUGAUUGUCGGUACGAUCCAUUAAGGAAAACAAAGCUAAAUCAUCUCCCACCCAGGACCUUCACAACAGAUGAUAUGGAAAUAUCUCCAAAUAGCUCCCCAUUGUCAGAUGGGAGCUCUACAAAAUUCCCGCCUAAUAGACAGUUCUCUCCCCAGAAGUCCAAUAUGAGCUUUUGUUCACCAGGUACCCUCAGCUUACAGCGUCCCAGGGACUGCAAAUCUAAAGCAGCAGUAGUCCCGUGCCGUGAAAUUGGCCAGAAACCAGAAAAAUCUACAUUGUAUCAAUUAGUGGAUGCUAUCCGUGCUUCCAUAGGGGAUUUGCUCGAACAGCCACCCAAAUCCUUGUCCUGCGCCUCUGAAAAACCUAUCAAUGGUUCAGUUUAUGAAUCAUGCAAAGCGUCAGUUCCUUCAGAAAACAGUCUGAUGACCACUAACCAGCUUUCUCCAAAUAUUAUCUCAAAAAGAUAUAAGCAAUCCGAUGUCCAUCUCGAUGGCCGAAUAUGUUCGCCCACAGUCUUGAAUUCCAGGCAACUGACAAAAAUGGACAGUCCUGCUGCAUAUCCCAGUUCAGUCAAUGUUGAGUCUCGGAAUUGUAGUGUAAAUAAAGGCUCCUCAUAUGAUCAUGGUCAGGGUUACACAACUGGUAGUAAGAUACUAUAUUCGAUGGGCGAUCCAAGACGCACAGUAAGCUCUAGUCACAGUCCAGCAUAUCCCAAUCCCGUCACUUCUCAGGGCGAAAACCAUCGUUUCCCUUCUAACGCAACUCAUCCUGUUUGCUGUAGUGUUUCGCAUCAGAAUAGUCCAGCUGUGAUUUGCAGUCCACAUAAUCCAAAUAAUACCACCACAUCUGUUUCCAGUGCAUCACAUCAAACUUGUGUCUCUCUAUCUCAUUAUGAUCUGUCGUCACGUCAAGUUGACAAGAUCAUCGAAAUUUUGGCUGAACAAGCUCACUGUCAAAGUACAACUGAGGAACACAAUUUCAACAGAAAUGUGUCACUUAGCUCUAGCAGAUUACCAGAAAAUCUAAAAGGAUCCACGUCACCUGGACAUGCCACUCGAGCACCCAUUUCACAAACCCUUCAAACCAACCAUUCAUUGAACAGAGAUUCCGUAAAUCCUAACACUCGAUCACAACAUACCCAGUUAAAUGAUCUUGUACAGGUUUUGAAAGCAGCUCUGCAUCACCAUACUUCCAACCAUAUGUCUGGAGAUCCUGCAACAUCCGUACAGUCCAAUAAUCGUCUCAAUACUUGUCCGGAUUCAGAUCUUCCUGUCAAUAAAAAAGGUCUUGAGAACAAAGAUAACAUCUCUACGACAACUCAUGUUAGCCCUACCUUUCCAUUACAGAGCGCGGUGUUACGAACUAGCUCUUCCAAUCGAUUGAAUACCGAUUCAUUUCUGUCCAAUAAAGGCAAUCCCGGACUAGACACAUCAGCAUCCCCUGUACCUGCUUGUAAUUUUUCAAAUGUUAGCAAAUCCGCUAAUACAACUGGACAUACACCAGACGUCGUCAAAAAGGAGAUUGCAAAUUUACCAAGUCCUACUUCUGUUUCCCCAUCAGUUCGUUCAAGUCAUUCUACCGCUAUGGCAGUUGACGUCACAACUAAAAGAGGUUUCUCACCUGUUGCACUGUCGGAAAGUGGGUCUAGAUCAGAAAAGUUUACGGAUACUCUAAACAGCUUCGAGAUGAAGUCUUUUUUUGAUCCCAUAUUUAUUUCUAAAUAUCAAGAUGAUACUUUACAACGUCUUGAACAAGAAGCUCAAAUUGAGUCGAAAAAUUUCGAUCGACUACAGAGCGUUCUUUAUGGGGAGCUGUCAGCUGAAUCCAAAAAGUUGCGCGCGUUAGUUCGAAUAAGUGAAGCAAAACUCGCAAUUCAUAAAGAGAAGUGAGUAUAGAAAAGUAUUUAGUUCUGUGGUUAGUAUUCUUAUGAUUUACUUUUAUGUUAGCAAUAAGUUGAAAACCUUAUUUAUUAUGGUGAUAAAUUUAUUUGUUCCUAGUAUUUGAACGUGGUUUUCACUGUAGUACCAAUUAGGAUUCAACUGCACCUAGUAAACUGAGCGAUUGGUAUUAACUAGUCGGUAUAUGACAGGUUUUUAUGUACGUCGUAGCUGGUCAAUGUUGCUUGUUAGAGCAAAAAGCAGCCGACCGUUUUACCUAGAUAUUUUCGACCCAGGGGUUCACAUGCCAUCCGAAUCUUUAAGACUACCGCUCAACGAAAAAAGUUUGUUUGGAAAAUGGUCAAAAUUAUAAACUAUUAUUAGUGUAGACAUCAAUCAUCAUGGACUAUAACCUUAUGUUUCCAUACUAACGAUCAAAGAGUUACACAAAAGCGGUAACCACUAGUUUUCUUAAACUCCCAUCUGCUGUGAUUAUCUGUACAACCUAAAAAGACUAUUUCACGCUAACCGUUUAGGAAAAUAGGUUUUCGUAAUAAAAUAAAUAAUUUUUCGAAUGUCUCAAAUUUCAGGACAGUCAUAAGAUAAAUAGGUAGCAAAAUGUGGAGAAUUAGUUACUGCUUAUGGCAGUGUUAAUUGGCUCUUCUGUGAUCAACCAGAGUAAUCUACAAGUAUAUAAGAGAAGACGCAGCCACUCGUUAUUGAGGAAUAGAAAACGUUUAGAUACUCAAGUACAUUAAUCACUUUCGUUCCGUACACUACUGUAACUAUUCAAAAUAAGGUUUUAAAUUUAUUUUUGCUACAUAUGGACAUAAGUAAAGAUUUACCUGUCAUCUUGCUGGUAUAAAACAGUUUGUUUAUUAUCAGUAUACGGUUGUGGAGAUCAUGAGACGGUUGAUGUAAGACCACUAUUGAAGAUGUGGAAGCACUGGACGGCCGUUUCGUCACAUUACGGGACUCCUCAGCCAUGCGUACCCACGAUCUCGCUCGCGGGAUUCGUACCCAGAGCCUUCAGUUUCGCACGCGAACACUUAACCUCUAGCCCACUGAGCCGGCAUUCAACUGUGUUAAUGUCCAAUCUUCCAGGUUUUCAAUGAUGGUCUAACAUCAUUCGGUUCAUGAUCUCAAUCAAAAAGCGUGUUAAUUCGUUAGUCGAGAUGCAACGUAUACUUUGUAUUUCUCUUAUUCAGACAAACAUCAUUGCAAGAGCUAAUGGACGCGAUUGAAGUGCGAAAACAUCUACCUAAUCUGUCUUUCGUAGAUGAUGUAUUGUAGAUAAUUCGAACUUCUGUUACAUACCUUCCUCGUGUGAUAAUGUUGGUUAUCCUGGACCCUGUUCAACUUGUCCCACUUGAUGGUGGCUGUUCUAUCACAGUAUUUCCCAAGUCUCGAUAACUGGACCUUCAUUUUGCAUUCUACCUAAACACCAUGAUCUUGUUUAUUUCCUUAAAACUGGCUAUCAAUCCUUAUUCUAUUUUCUUAUAGCUCUCUUCAAUCCAUUGUGUAUUAAUGAUCAACAUUUUUUUGUAAGUGAUUGUACAGUUGUACACUUUCUUAAACUUUAUCAGAGUUUAACUGAUGUUUUCCGCUCUGUUUUGGAUAAUUGCCUAAUUCAAUAAAAUUAUG
Schistosoma curassoni is the source of this 4214-nucleotide messenger RNA. The record is from the annotation of a GenBank genome assembly. NCBI's taxonomy places the organism in Eukaryota, Metazoa, Platyhelminthes, Trematoda, Strigeidida, Schistosomatidae.